AUGAGGAGGUAAGAGCAGUUUCACAGUUGCUCUCAGGGUGCACGACCCUUUUGGAUCAUUCAUCUGAUUUCCUCCUUUUUGCAGCUUGCACGGUUGUUACAUCAAGAACUUAACAGUUCUCCCAGAGUUCCUCGUGUUCCACGGAUGCGGCAACCUGAUGGUUUCCACUCGGCGUCUGGUGCCACUACAAGCAUGCUGUCGAAAUGUUCUGGCGGAAAGGAUCAAAGCCAGGUACGAUAUUUGGUAUGUUCGUGUAUGCCAUCCUAGACGAAGACCUUCUCUCCAGUUUUAGGAACUGUAUGUUGUUUUUUUCAUGAGCUUAAGAUAUCUAUACGUAUAUGUCUGCAUGUACGACCUGUAUUUUGAUCCAAUAUAUAGGCCUCUAGGAGAAAGAACAAGGAAGAUUCAUGCAGAGAUAGCUCUCGCAGCUCCUACGGUUUGAGUGGAGAGACAAAGAAGGCAGAUAGGUUUCCGUCUCCUGACGUGAGAAAAGAGGAUGCUGCCACGCCAGCCAAUGCUUCUGCUAGGAGGGGCGGACAGAUCGUACCUAACGGCGCUUCGUCUUCUGCCAAGAAAAGCACCCAGCUCAGUUCCACCACUGGUGCAAGCAUGCAUUCUUCCUCCUCCGCCAAGGCCAAUGACCAGAGCAUCUUGUCAAUGGGCGGCUCGUCAAAGACUCUAUCUCCAGAUUCGGCUGCCUCCCAGGCCCAUACUUUGCCAGGUACAUGGUUCAAGUUUUCUCAUGAUCCCUAACCUUUCACUCCGAUGAUCUCUGUUGACCUUUGGGUCGAUCUUCCAUUUUCAGGUCUGAUUGACGAGAUCAUGAGUAAAGGAAACUGCGUGACAUAUGAGGAACUCUGCAGUGCAGUUCUACCGGUAUGAUUCCCCAAUCUGGCAUGAUCGCUUCUAUUCCCUUUUCUUGGUUCGGUGGUUGAUAUAAAUAUUUUGCCAGCACUGGAAGAACUUGAGGAAGCCCAACGGAGAUAAAUAUGCUUAUUCCAGCCAUUCUCAGGCCGUGCUUGAUUGCUUGCGGAACAGGAGCCAGUGGGCGCAUCUCAUUGAUCGAGGGCCUAAGGUGGGUACUCUUGAAAAGCAGCGCUACAGUUGAAUCCAAUUUUCUUUUCUUUUUUUUCAUAGGGUUUGAAUAUCUAUCAAUCGUGUCAUGUCUGAAAUCAGCUCUUUACUCGAUGUUGCCUUUAUAUUCUAAUUAUUGUGGCCCCCGCUCUAGUCCUGAGUUUUGGUAGAAAUCCACAUCUAGGUGCCAGAUGAGAUCCUACUCCUCAUCCCUCUCCCUCUCUCUCUCUCUCUCUCUCUCUCUCUCUCUCUCUCUCUCUCGCUCGCUAAGACAAUCAGGAAUGUAAGUCUAGUAUGUAUCUUCUAAUACAGAGUAUAUGCGCCAUGAAGUGAUUGGUAUUGAUAGGAUUGUGGCUGUUUGAAGUUGCCUAUUUUUUGUCUUGAUGUCCCGUGCUGACCCUCGGACUGGUUUUAAAUUUUUUUUCUAACGUGAUUGUGGUCGCCAUCUUCCUGAUUCUUUUGGAAAAAUAGCAGAAAAACCCAGCGGUAUGCUAUAAAACCGGGUCUACAAUUUCCACUAGAUUUGGUGAAAACCCGUCCUCUUAAGAAUCACCACCUUACCUUCCAUGAACCUACCCACCAAGGCCCCCUCAAUCCGAUUUCCCUUCCCCAUGAGCAGGCAUACCUUGUGAGAAAGUAGAUUCCUCUCCUACCCAUGGUCUUCUGUAAUCCUUUUCCUUCUCAGAAUGUUCUUGGGAAGAUCAUAUCAUUCGUCAGCGAUGACCCUGAUUCCUCUUUUCAUUCAUACAUCUGUUUAUGGAAUGGGAUAAACGUCUCAGACCAAUUCCAGCAGGAAGAGGCGGAAGCCCAGCUCCGACACGGACCCUUCCCUCGCCGAGUCUGAGAGCGAAGAGGCCGCGAGAGCCCCCAAGGACGCGGAGGAUAAGGACGGCGACUCGCAUCCGGACGACUUCCCCAAGGGCCGCCGGAAGGCGCGGAAGCGACGGCGACUCGUCCUCCGGGGCCGAGUGCUCAGGAAUCGGCAGAAACCGGCAGCGGCGGGGGGGUCGGAUGGGGACGACGCCCUCCGCUCCUCGUCCUCAUCGAGCGGCGACGAGGCUCGGAGUUUCUCCACCGACGAGGACGAGCCCGAGGGAAGGAGGCCGCAUCCCAGUAGAAAGCACGAGAUGAACUCUUCGAGCUCCGUCGAUUCCGACUGA
This is a messenger RNA of Spirodela intermedia, 2234 nucleotides long. The record is from the annotation of a GenBank genome assembly. NCBI's taxonomy places the organism in Eukaryota, Viridiplantae, Streptophyta, Magnoliopsida, Alismatales, Araceae.